ACUCCUACUGCCAUUGUAGAAGACGCUUAAAAGUACUUAUAGGCCUGCAACCAACGAGAGAGAGAGAGAGAGAGAGAGAGAAGUGUCAACAGCGUGUGGUCGCAUCAGUGAUGCAAAAUAAGAGAUUGAUGUUGUCUAUAACUAAAUACAGAAAUCCAUAAGCAAAAAGAAAAAAACGUGACUUAGUGACAGAUAUUGUGUAUAUAAAUAAUUAUUCAUGUCAUAGCAGUGAACAUCAUACAAAGAAAAUAUUCGUGCAUAAUCUAAAUCAUGCGGCCGAUGUUAAAUGGACGAAUUUUUUCGUUAACACUAAUAUAUGUAUCAAGCUAGUAACUUUAAGAAUGAGAUUGUACUGCUCAACGAAUUCAUGUGAGCAAUUUUUGUAACAGUAAGACGACUUGCUGUCGGAAAUAUCUCUCAUUCUGCAAAUAUGAACAAGAAUCUCGCGAACAAGAGACUAAAUCAGCUGCCGAGUUGGCUAUGGACCAACUCAACUACGUUACCGCCGGUUUAUAAAAUGGUUUGGGAAGCAGUGCGAGAAGAUCGCGUCAGGUCAAACGGUAUGCAAUCUGAGCUGCUAGUCGACACCAACAAGGUUUUUCCACUGUUGCUUACUAGUCAGCUACCUACAGAUGUCCUUGGUCACAUAUGGAGCCUGGCUAAUCAGAAAUAUGCUGGACAACUCACCGAGCAAGAGUUAUACAUUGUAUUAGCCCUUGUAGCUGCAGCUCAAACAUCCUAUACCUUCAAUAGCCUUGAUAUAUUACAUUUGCUUCCUUUUCCGCCAACACCAUAUUUGAACAUAGAAUGCUUGAUGAAUCUGCAAUCUACUGCACAAAUAAACACAUCAAAGCUUCAGUACUUUGCUAACAAGGAAGCCCAACUUGCUAACACAAGUGUAGAAGGAAAAUAUAUUCCUGACAUUAAGGAAAAAGCUAAAAUUAGAAUUCAUGGAAAUAUAAUGGCUGAUGCAAAGAUUCAGAUGUCUAGUGCAACUGAAAACAAUCCUAAUAAUAUGUUUAAGGAUGUCAAACAAUUGUCAAAUAUUAAAUCUGAUAUACCACCUGUAUCAAUUUUUGAUGAAUCUUGUGAUGAAUUUACAGAAUUUCAGAGUGCACCAAUUCCUAGUGUCUCUGCAAUACAAAUUUGGGAUAGUAAGCACGGUUCUGCAAUUGGCAGUAGACUUGCUAAUCACAAUUUGGGAGUAAAGAAAUCAAUCGAUAAGGGAAAGAAAGUUACUGUUGGAACAAAACCUGUACAUGCUACUACACAAAUUCGUACAACUACACCUACAAACAUGCUGUAUCAAAAUAAAGAUCAGCCAGCAGUUGAAUCUGUGACAGAUCUAUUUCCUAAAUGUGCAGUAAAAAAUCAAUCCAAAACAGUAAUACUCAAAGAUACUGUGAUAAGAAAUAAUGAAUCGCCUAAAGAUUAUAGUUUUAAUAAUUUGACAAACAUGACAGAAACUAUACGUAUUAGUGAUAAUAAAGAAGUAUUAUUUAAAGUGGAAUUAACACCAAAGGCUGUCAUGGUAGAUAUAUCUGAUUCUGCUCAACAAGAUUUAAUGAGCUUGCAACUUGUUGAAGAUAAGUACAGUGCAUUGCGUACAUUAAUUCAGGAAACAUCUGUUGCAAAUAAUACAAAUUUAAUUGUAACUCUUAAUAAUCAAUCAGCUGAUGAAUUCGGGGAAUUUAUGUCUGCGGAACAACCACCUCCUAAUCCUUCAAUAUCAGAAACUCUAGAUACCGAAAGCUUUAGUAAUAUAUUUGCAGAUUUUGAGUUCAAAACUCACAUUAAUAUUGAUAACAGUAGCUUGACAGAUCUGAAUUUUGUGUCUGAAUUGUUCGAUAAUCUAAAACUUGAUGAUGGGAUUGAUGGACAAUUGGUAGAAUCAGGGAAAAAUAUUCAAAAAGAGGAUGCUAUUUCAAUAAAUAGUGUAGAAUUGAUUAGUGGCCCAUCUGAAGCAUUGCCAAGAUCUGGAUCUGUGCCUAGCUUAGAUCUUAAAUCAUUUUUACCCUCAAAUAUAGAAGAAGAUCAAGUUGUAGAAGCACCACAGCAGAAUAUGUAUUGGGAAUGGAAACAAUAUAUGGAAAGUUGUGUGUUGUUAUUACAAAUUGCAGCCAAUAUAUUUACUAAUAUUACAUCUGAAUUAGUGUUGCACGAAGUUUUAAAUUCAGCACAAGGAUAUAAUUUUCUCUGUCAUUUAGCUGAAGUUGCAGCUGUUUGCAGACGGGUCAACUUUUCAUAUAAAGAAUUAGAUAUAAACAUUAUUGGAUUUGAUGAUUUGUUAAUGGACAUUGAUCGAAUUUGGGCUGAAAUGGAACCUUUUUACACGAAUAUACCAAUUGUAACCGAAUUACCUGCUUGGCCAACACGUCAGGGAGAUUGUAUAUCUUGCUCCCUGUGUUUAACAGUUAUUACAAGUGGUCGAGUUAUUUAUAACGAUAAUAAUUACCACGUUACAUGUGCAAAUUUAUGGCUUAAUUGUGUAAACAAUCAAUUGCCAGUAAUGCGAUAUUCAUUGAUUUAUCCUCAGUCAAAUACGCACAUCUGUCCAGGAAGUCACAUUUAAUACCAAUCUAUAUAUUGUAACACUUGUCAAAUUUAAAUAUGCAUAAGAAUAUACAUUUUAAAUUGAGAUCAUAUCAUUAAUACUGAAAAUAAUCUAUAGAAAUAUUUGUAGGAAAACUUGAAUAAAAUUUUAGUUUAUUUAGCAAUCUCAUAUAUAUGUGCAUCAACAAUGUAAUAUAAUUUCAUCUUUAUGAUAUUAAUACAUAAAAACAUAUUGUAAUGUUUAUA
This is a messenger RNA of Odontomachus brunneus, 2799 nucleotides long. RefSeq names its product synergin gamma-like. Gene Ontology annotation, cellular component: clathrin coat of trans-Golgi network vesicle. Bases 431 to 2572 code for a protein of 713 amino acids. The transcript has 6 exons. Lineage: Eukaryota; Metazoa; Arthropoda; Insecta; Hymenoptera; Formicidae. The record is from RefSeq and is a predicted model, not a curated record. Gene Ontology annotation, molecular function: protein binding.